AUGAAGCCUUGGGUUCUCCUACUCACCAUGUCCAUCUGUUGGGUUGUGAUACUUCUGCCUGUGCUGGGAGGUAUCAGGAAGAUAACUUCCUUUCAAGUAAAAGAAGUUGAGCAGUGUUGGGUCCAUCCUCCGGUAAUGUUUUGUGAGAAAAGGUGCACUAGGUCACACACAUGUUUAAGAAUAAAUCAUACAUGCUGCUGGACCUUCUGUGGAAACAUCUGCUUGGACAAUGAAGAACCCUUUAAAACAUUGCUAAAACCUAAAACCGGCUGA
This is a messenger RNA of Molossus molossus (Pallas's mastiff bat), 273 nucleotides long. RefSeq names its product WAP four-disulfide core domain 9 (gene WFDC9). Lineage: Eukaryota; Metazoa; Chordata; Mammalia; Chiroptera; Molossidae. The coding region runs from base 1 to 273 and encodes 90 amino acids. The transcript has 3 exons. The record is from RefSeq and is a predicted model, not a curated record.